AUGGCUCAAGCUCAAUCGCGUGAAGACUCUGUCUACCUCGCCAAGCUUGCCGAACAGGCUGAGCGUUAUGAAGAAAUGGUCGAGUAUAUGAAACAAGUUGCUUCAUCAGACCAAGAACUCACUGUCGAAGAGCGCAACCUUCUCUCCGUUGCUUACAAGAAUGUCAUUGGUGCCCGACGUGCUUCAUGGCGUAUCGUGUCUUCAAUUGAGCAGAAAGAGGAAACGAAGGGCAACACGAUGCAAGUUGGCUUUAUCAAGGAGUAUAGAGCAAAGAUUGAGAACGAAUUGUCGAAGAUAUGUGAAGACAUUCUUCAAGUCCUUGACAAGCAUCUUAUUCCGUCUGCUGCUACCGGCGAAUCCAAAGUGUUCUACCACAAGAUGAAGGGCGACUAUCAUAGAUAUCUUGCUGAAUUCGCGACGGGUGACAAGCGUGGUGAAUCUGCUGACAAGUCUCUGGAAGCUUACAAGGCAGCCAGCGAAAUUGCGGUGACCGAGCUUGCGCCCACCCAUCCUAUUCGUCUUGGUCUCGCUCUCAACUUUUCUGUAUUCUACUACGAAAUUCACAACUCGCCCGAUAAUGCCUGCCAUCUUGCUAAACAAGCGUUUGACGAUGCGAUUGCCGAACUAGAUACGCUCAGCGAAGAAAGCUAUAAAGAUUCAACAUUAAUUAUGCAGUUGUUGAGAGAUAAUUUGACAUUGUGGACAUCUGACAUUCAAGACAGCAACGAGAAAGCUGAUGCCCCUAGAGAGGAAGAGCCGAGCGAGGUGACGGAUCAACAGUCUUAA
Paraglomus occultum is the source of this 786-nucleotide messenger RNA. The record is from the annotation of a GenBank genome assembly. Lineage: Eukaryota; Fungi; Glomeromycota; Glomeromycetes; Paraglomerales; Paraglomeraceae.